Messenger RNA from Angiostrongylus costaricensis, 993 nucleotides. Lineage: Eukaryota; Metazoa; Nematoda; Chromadorea; Rhabditida; Metastrongylidae. The record is from the annotation of a GenBank genome assembly.
AUGAAGAACUUGACAACGCUGAGUCCACCAAUGUCAUCGUCGGCGGCCAUGUUGCACGUCUGCAACACUGUCGAUGACUAUUUCCUUGUGCCACGAAUCUGGCUGGCUGUCGUCGUUGGCGUUACCAUCUCCAUCGUCUCCAUACUCUUUAACAUCUUCAUAUUCGUGGUCUUUGUGACCAGUAAGCAACACAGAAAUUCAUACAAUCUCUACCUACUGCUGCUAGCACUGUUUGACGUCUUUAUGGGGUUGUCGUAUAUAGCGGUGCUCUCUAUCAAGGUUUUAAUUAACUGGACUGCCAGCUAUACUCUCAAGUCAAUCUGGGUCACGUAUAUGGUGCCAAUGCUAACAGUCUCCCACAUAGCGAUCACAGCUUCAACAUACUUGAUCACGUUUGCAGCGAUUGAGAGGUACUGCAUCACAGUGAACAGCAAUAAGGUAAAUUUCCUCCAGAAAUAUCGCAGAGCGCUUGCAUUCAUUGCGGUUAUGGCUGGUGUUGUCAGUAAGGGCACGAUUCUGAAGGAAGUUACGAUCAUCACAAACACGGACUGCAUUGGUGGAUUAAACGAAUGGUCUGUGAAGCCAUCCGAUUUGCUCAUAAAACAUGAGUUGUUUAACAAAAUAUGGCGGUUUUACUUUAGAAAUAUAUUCACAAUUUUGGCGCCUUUCUUCAUCCUUCUCUACCUCAACGCAGGACUCAUUUACAGGUCCGUUAAGCUCUCGGAGAAACCAGCAUUGAAGGAAAAUACUGUUUGUCUAAGUAGGUUCUGGCUUGAAGUAACCAAAAAAGACUACUUAUUGCCAAUGUUGAAGGUUGACAAAGAUGGAGUGAACGGAUUAAAUGAUUGCACACGCUACAUUGUGACUCCAAAAGUACGAUUCGGACCGAAAUUGGCCUUUCGAAAAGCUGACACAAUUUCAGUAUUGAAAAGUGUGAUUCUUAGCGACCAAGUUUCCAUCUCUUUUACUCAAUUCCCUCUAGCCGUUAUGUAG